AUGAACCGACCUGCGAGACCGACGGAAAGUUCUUACAACCGCUUGCGGGAUAUAGAAGGAAUAUUUUGGACUGUCCUGGCAUUUCUGCCUCUCGUUUACAGUCAGUCCCGAUGGAACUCAAUCUAUUCCUUCGUUACUCUUUCGGGUGUCGUCGCGGAACUCGUUCGGCCUCACACCGCCGACAAAGGCGAAGCGGUAGCGACCCGAUCAAUGUGGCGAUUACCCGGGAACGGUUACACCAAUAGUGUUUCCGGAAGAUCCAUGGCGUAUGUGCUUCUUCCAUUGCUGCUACAAACUAUGGACGGCUUUUCUGCCGAUCGUGAAACGGAUUGCGGACGGUUUGGGAUGCUCAUCAUCGUAGGAAAUUUUGUCGGGUUAGCGCCGAGUGUCUCCAAUCUCGGCAUUGCCGCAGCUCUAAUGGUGGCCUCAGAUCUACCGGUAGGUUCGAGUAUUGGAUUUUUGGUCACUUGGUUGGUUCUGGCAUUGACAAUCUCGUACGUUCCGUCACUUCACGGAGUAUUGACGCAGGGUGAAUGGACACUGAUUACCGCCCUCACAACAAUUGCGAUAGCGGUGUUUGGUACUUGGGAAACAUCCGACAUUCACGAAGAAAAUAUGCACCAUUAUGUGGCCUUGUCGGGUGUUUUGGCCUGUGGAUGUGGAUGUGUGACGGUAGCGCGAUGGCCUUACUGUAAGCGACCCGUCGUGAUCCAACUCGCCGCACUCGCCUCGAUCCCAUUGAUCGGUAUCGAGCUCGCCAUCUCGAAUGUUUCCAACUUGGAGGUCCGGAAAUUUCCCAAAUUGAUCUAUUGGUUGUUGGCCUUUCUGCGUGAUACCGAAGCACCAACCACCGGCGUCAUCACAACCAAAACCGAUCCGUGGGGAUUGCUAACCGAAACACGACCCCGUUUUCAUUGGCUUCUCUACUGGGCUGUGGUUUUGGCCGUGACCCUUCCGCUAGCUCCCGUAUCGGACCGUAUCAGUCCGGUCAUUACGCGAAAAUGGUUCCACGUCGUGGCUAUUCUCCUUUUUGCCCCCGUCACCAUCGCGGCGCCCGAGCUACUUUCGUUGUCCUACGCGGUCGCACUCUGUGUAUUGAUGGUCUUGGAAUGCAUCCGACCAUCGGCACCGACAGUGUCCAGAUUUUAUCAACGCUACUUGGACAUUUCCAAGGAUCAGUCCCAUACACUGCUGAUAUCACACGCCGCCCUCAUUGUAGGAUGUGGCCUCCCUCUGUGGAUAUCCAACAGUCUCCCGGUGCCGACCCAGCCCGACGGCGACUUUGAGGCCUCUGCCUCGCGUCGGUCCGUACAAUAUUUGCUACCGUUGUGGGGCGUUUGGGUUUUGGGAGUCGGCGACGCGUUGGCCGCGGUGGUGGGUCGUACGUGGGGACGUACCCGAUGGAACGACGUCAUAGGGUCCCCCACCGCAACGCACGGUCGGACUCUGGAAGGGUCCUUGGCCAUGCUGGUGGGUCUCCUGGUCGUGAUGUUGAUCAGCGUCGGUUGCCUUUUACCGGAUCCGCUGGACUGGCGGACCGUGGCGGUUUGGUUGCCGGCCGUGAUUGGUACGACCCUGCUAGAAGCUUGCACGACGCAAAUCGACAAUCUGGUCUUACCCUUAGCUGGUGCAGCCCUCUUGUUGGCGUUUCAUUAA
Messenger RNA from Phaeodactylum tricornutum CCAP 1055/1, 1656 nucleotides. RefSeq lists its product with no specific name. The record is from RefSeq and is a predicted model, not a curated record. Gene Ontology annotation, cellular component: endoplasmic reticulum membrane. Gene Ontology annotation, biological process: dolichyl monophosphate biosynthetic process. The transcript has a single exon. Gene Ontology annotation, molecular function: dolichol kinase activity. The coding region runs from base 1 to 1656 and encodes 551 amino acids. NCBI's taxonomy places the organism in Eukaryota, Bacillariophyta, Bacillariophyceae, Surirellales, Neidiaceae.